Glycine soja is the source of this 1266-nucleotide messenger RNA. RefSeq lists its product as uncharacterized. The transcript has 2 exons. Gene Ontology annotation, molecular function: RNA-DNA hybrid ribonuclease activity; nucleic acid binding. The record is from RefSeq and is a predicted model, not a curated record. Lineage: Eukaryota; Viridiplantae; Streptophyta; Magnoliopsida; Fabales; Fabaceae. The coding region runs from base 1 to 1266 and encodes 421 amino acids.
AUGAACCCUCAUGUGCUUGUGCCACCGGUGCCCGGAAGACCCCUUAUCCUGUAUAUGACUGUGUUAGAUGAAUCAAUGGGGUGUGUGUUGGGACAACAUGACGAGUCCGGAAAAAGGGAACGAGUCGUCUAUUACUUAGGGAAGAAGUUCAUGGCAUGCGAGAUGAACUACUCUUUGCUCAAAAGGACAUGCUGUGCCCUAGUGUGGACAGUUCACUGUCUGAGGCAGUACAUGCUGAACUAUACCACUUGGUUGGUGUCCAAAAUGGAUCCAGUCAAGUACAUCUUUGAAAAACUCACUCUCACUGAACGAAUCGCUUGGUGGCAGGUUCUACUGUCAGAAUUUGAUAUUGUUUAUGUCACUCAUAAGGCGAUAAAGGGGAGUGCCUUGGCAGAUUCCUUGGCUCAACAACCCAUCAACAACUACCAACCUAUGCAUCCAGAAUUCCCUGAUGAGGACAUCAUGACCUUGUUUGAGGAAGAAGUAAAGGAUGAAGACAGAGACAAAUGGAUUGUGUGGUUUAAUGGUGCGUCUAAUUCACUAGGCCAUGGAGUUGGGGCGGUUUUGGUUACCCUCGACGAACAAUAUAUACCUUCCAUGGCUAGGUUGGGUUUUGAAUGCACGAACAACAUGGCUGAGUAUGAGGCGUGCACCCUUGGGAUCCAAGCGGCAAUUGACUUCAAGGUCAAGUUGCUCAAGGUGUAUGGGGACUCAGCCUUGGCUUACAUUAGGAAGUUGAUAGAAUUCUUUGAUGACAUAUCCUUUCAUCACAUUCCUAGAGAGGACAAUCAGAUGGUUGAUGCCCUUGCCACUCUAGCAUCCAUGUUUCAACUAACCCCGCUCGGGGAUUUGCCAUACAUCGAAUUCAGAUGUCGUGGCAAGCCUGCACAAUGCUGCUUGAUAGAAGAGGAGCAAGAUGGUAAACCUUGGUAUUUCGAUAUCAAACGAUACAACGAGGACAAGGAAUACCCACAGGGGGCCUCCGACAACGACAAAAGAUUGUUGCGUAAGUUAGCAGUCGGCUUCUUCCUGAGCAGAAAUAUCCUAUACAAGAGGAACCAUGACAUGGUGUUGCUUCGAUGUGUGGAUGCUAGGGAGGCUGAGCAAAUGCUGGUAGAGGUGCAUGAGGGAUCCUUUGGAACACAUGCCAACAUACAUGCCAUGGCCCAGAAGAUUCUGAGAGUGGGGUAUUACUGGCUCACUAUGGAGAGCGAUUGUUGCAUCCAUGUGUGGAAAUGCCAUAAGUGCCAGUCAGACCUUCGCUGA